AUGUCACCAAACAAAGCACAAUCCUCACAAACCCCAACCAAAACAACCUAUAACCUCCACAAACCAAAACCAGCCUACUAUCCUCACCCCGGCUCCCCAAUUUAUCCCGAUCGAGAUCUCUAUACCAAAAUAGCCACCGCUCCCAAAACAUUACUCUCAACCCACAUAUGUCCACCACGAUCAGGGAUGGCCAUCCAAAUCCCCGCCAAAUCAAUCUUUCGUCUCACCACCCCAGAAGGACCCCAAGUCUGUGAUUUGAAUCUUUGGAACAUGCACAACCCCCGUGAACGAUUCUGGGCCGCCAGAACUAGACAAUUACAUUCCGCCCAUGUGAGUACUUUUGAUCGACUUUGGUCUAAUUUACCAUUUCUCCGUCCGAUGGUGACGAUAAUUGGAGAUACCUUGGCCGAGGGUCCAAAUGGGGCCAGACAUGAUGAAUGGGGAGGACGGGUUCAUGAUACAUUGGGGACCAGGUGUGAUCCAUAUAUUGAUAAAUUGAUCAGCGGACAUGAUAAUGAUUUCCAUUGUCAUUCGAAUUUAACGAGAGCGAUUAUGAAGUUUGGAUUGAAUGAGUAUGAUGUGCAUGAUGUGUUGAAUGUUUUUCAGGUGACUGGGUUGAAUGAGUAUGAUCAAUAUUUUAUGGAGACUUGUCCAAGUGGGAAAGAUGAUUAUUUUGAGUUAUUUGCUGAACAGGAUUUAUUGGUGGCGAUCAGUGCUUGUCCUGGUGGGGAUUUGUCACAGUGGGAAUGGGGUGAGAAUGAUGAAUUGGAAGAGAUGAAGAUGGUUGAGUGUUGUAGAAGUUUGGGAAUUGAGGUUUAUAAGUUGGAUAAUGAAGAUGAGGUAUUGAAAGAUUGGAAACCUCCACAAGUUGUAAACUACAAAGGAAACCAUGGUUUAAAACAUCCUUGA
Messenger RNA from Hemisphaericaspora subhashii, 909 nucleotides. RefSeq names its product urea carboxylase-associated family protein. Lineage: Eukaryota; Fungi; Ascomycota; Pichiomycetes; Serinales; Debaryomycetaceae. The coding region runs from base 1 to 909 and encodes 302 amino acids. The record is from RefSeq and is a predicted model, not a curated record. The transcript has a single exon.